Messenger RNA from Panicum virgatum (switchgrass), 1715 nucleotides. RefSeq names its product transcription repressor OFP3-like. The transcript has a single exon. Gene Ontology annotation, biological process: negative regulation of DNA-templated transcription. Bases 7 to 1467 code for a protein of 486 amino acids. NCBI's taxonomy places the organism in Eukaryota, Viridiplantae, Streptophyta, Magnoliopsida, Poales, Poaceae. The record is from RefSeq and is a predicted model, not a curated record.
GUACUGAUGCAUGCACACAGCCUGUUCUAUUUGCAACUUGCUUCGGGGUCACGGUUUUUUCUACCUUCCGGUAUUUUUGAAGCCUCCCCUACGUACCCUAGCAGUACACAAUCCUACGGGCAACACGUGGCUAAGAAAUCUCGGCGGAUUCUUCUUCUACUCGACUACUCGCUUCGCCCUCCCUUAUUAAGCCAAAGCAAAGCAAGAAGCUGCGAGGCGAGUGUGAGCCGGCGGCCAGCGAGGGACACCAGAGAGGCAGAGACAGGACACACGUCUCCGCCGUUCACGUCAACCGCUGAGGCCGUAGCGCGCGCGCGCGCACACACACACACCGCGAUGCACACGCCAUUCAUGGACAAGAGCCCCCGCCACCGGGACAGCGCCGGCGGCCGCCUGAAGCAGCGGCUCGCGCAGAUCCUCACGCGCUCCUCCUGCACCACCAACACCACGUCCGCCGGCGCCGCCAGCGCGGGCACGGCCUUCGUCAGCCUCGCCCGGGGCGGCGCCGCCUUCUCCCCGCGCCAGCCGGAAGCGCCGCCCUCCCCGUACUUCUGCACCCCCUGCACCUACAAGCGGCCCACUCCCGAAGGCCUCGCGCACCGCUGCCAUCGCCGCCGCACCCGGAGCGCGUCGCUCGUCCACAUAUCCGUGGACUGCACCGGCGGGGCCGCGGGCGCCUCCUCGGGCCGGCGCUCGGUCCACUCCGACGCGCCGCUGCUGCAGCACCUGUCGGUGCCGGCGAGGGACGUGAGGAAUCGGAGCAAGGGCGGCGGCAGGGGCAAGCCCGCGGCGCGGUCCCCGUCGGCGUCGAGGCGGCACCUGUCGUCCUCCUCCGCCUCGUGGGGCCGCGCGCGGCGGCCCCGGAGCACGCCCGCGCCGUACGGCUGGUCUCCCUCCUCCUCCUCCUCCUCCUCCUCCGCGACGGACGACGAGGUCGCGCCGUCCAGCAGCAGCGACGGGGAGGCGGGCGGCGAGGAGGCCGAGACGAGGACGCUCUUCUCCUCCCUGAGCCUCUCGUCCGACUCCUCCGAGUUCUACCGCAGCAGCACGAGGAAGGGCCGCAGGAGCACGACGGCUCGCCGCGCGCUGCCAAGAAGUACCGGCGAGGUAGCCCCAGGCGACGCCUUCCGGCCGCUGGUGUCGGUGGAGACGAGGAAGCACAGAGGACUCGACGAGAGGAAGAAGAAGGGAGAAGAUGGGGUGAUGAGCGUCAAGAAGCCGAUGGGCGCCGCGGCAGAGGAGACGAAGACAGCCGGCGCGGGCAUGGCGGUGGUGAAGCGCUCGAGGAACCCGUACCUGGACUUCCGUAGCUCGAUGGUGGAGAUGGUGGUGGAGCGGCGCAUCGGCAGCGUGGGGUGGAUGGAGGAGCUCCUGGGGUCGUACCUCUCGCUCAACUCCCCGCGCCACCACCCGGCCAUCCUCGCCGCCUUCGAGGACGUCUGGGAGGCCGUCUUCGGCGAGGAGUGACCAUUCGGAUGGCCGAUCUACACCGGGAUGAUCGUUGUUCCGUGGUUGAGCAGAAGUGCAGAACAGAGGUGUGCAGAUGCUGGGAGAUGAUCGAUCGACGUGUUGAUGCGCAGCUUGGUCGUGGUGUUGUAUGUACUAUGUACUACGUGCCAAUGCAUAAAUUGGCAUGAUCAUGCCAUCGGAAUGCUGCGGUGCUCAUGUAACGAAUUAGCUAAAUGAUGAUAAUCGAGCGGCUUGUUUUUUUUUCA